GAAGGUUGGAGUCGAGAUAGUGCGCACGUUAAGUCAAGUCAACCCCUAAGACAGGCCCUUAAGAUUGAGGUUAAAUUUCGUUUCAGUUUGUUUAUCCGAUUUUUCAGUUUUUAAACGAUUCCUCGUAGUGGAUCAGUGAAAAUGAAAUACAAUUAUUUGAUGAACGGGGAUUCGUUCAUUGUACCGAAGCAUCUUUUAGAGGCGAUUAAUAAAGAAGACAUGGCCCCCACAAGAACGGUGGUCACCAGGGAUUUACCAGGGGCAAAUGCGAAAAGAACAUCAAUAACCACACGAAGCAGAGCUGCCUUGGCGGAUGUCGAAAACAAAAUCGUCAGAACAACGAAAAGGAAAGCUGACGGAUCACCCACCAAAGAAACAAAGACCAACUUCAAAAGGACGGCACUGAGCGAUUUGCCUAGAAAUUCCAAUGUUGUACCGAAGAAAAACGCGGUGGAAAAACCUAUACUGAAGGCUGUACCAAGAUCGAAACAAGUAGCAGCCACCACCAUAAAAACCGUAACAAAAUCGAAAAAUAAUGAAAAUCAGAUCCCAAAUGCUCCCGGAGUGAAAACGAAGACGAGGUUACCGGUCAAAGCAACAGCCGAGACAGAAACAGUAGUUAAGGCUAAAGUUCCAUUGAAAGAGAGUAAUGGAAAAGUGAAACGAUUAAGCAAUGAAUUUGAGAAGACUGAGGAAUCUAUGUAUUCCACACCCUUAGAAGAUUUGAGUGUCGCUUCAGUGUACAAAAGCGCGGAGGGACCUAAACCGAAACCUUCUGAACCUAUAAUAGAAGAAAUGGAGCCCGAAAACCAAACGUCCAAUAUAUCUUUAGUAGCUAAGCAAAUGAAAGAACAACUCAACCUUGGCAAUCAUGAAGUACCUGAAGGUGUUCAUGAUUUCGAUAAGGAAAAUAUGAACGACGUUAACCAAUCAUCCGAGUAUGCGAUGGACAUCUUCAACUACCUCAAAGAAAAAGAAGAUCGGCAACAAAUUCCCGACUAUAUGGGGUCGCAGGUUUGUAUUACAACUUGGAUGCGAUCUCUAUUGGUGGACUGGAUGGUUGAAAUACAGGAAAGUUUCGAACUCAAUCACGAGACUCUGUAUUUGGGCGUGAAGCUUGUCGACUUGUAUCUCAGUAGAGUGACCGUUGGUAAGGAGACCCUCCAGCUCGUAGGCGCUGCGGCUAUAUUUGUUGCCAGCAAAUACGAUGAACGCAUACCGCCCUUGAUUGAAGAUUUUCUGUACAUUUGCGACGGGGCAUAUACCAGGAGGGAAUUGAUCAGGAUGGAAAUGAAUCUGUUGAAGGUCUGUGAUUUUGAUCUAGGUGUAUCCAUCAGUUACAGAUUCCUGAGGAGAUAUGCUAGGUGUUCCAAAGUAAACAUGCCUGUACUAACUUUGGCUAGAUAUAUCCUUGAAAUAUCGCUCAUGAAUUACGAAGCUGUGACAGUCAAAGAAUCAAAACUUGCAGCAGCAUCUUUGUAUAUGGCUCUCAAAAUGAGAGGAGUCAGUGGAUGGACCCCAACCUUGGAAUUUUACACAGGUUACAAAAUUGAGGACAUUAUUAGUACAGUAUAUUUACUGAACAAUGAUAUGCAUAAAACACCCAAAGUUCAAUUAAAAACGAUACGUAAUAAGUAUAACCACAAGAUUUUCUUCGAAGUUGCAAAAACACCACUAAUUAGUAACGAAGCACUCAAGCCCUAGUUUCAUUUUUUAUAUAUAUAGAAAUUUUACACAUUGACGAAAUUUUAACUCACAUGUUCAUGUAUAUUCUACAGUAAUUAUUGUUUAUAUGAUGAAGAGAUAUACAGUAAUUAUUAUAGGAAACCAACUGGAAGCACUGUAAAAUAUGCACAAUUCAAAACCUUGUAAACGAGAUUGUGUAUAUUAUAUUUUAAGGAUGAUUUUUAAUUGUCAGCCUAGAAGUGUAUUGAUGAGCUCAAUAAAAAUUUUCAAUCAAAGAAGGUUAAUUUGAUUAGAGUGAUUAGACUAAGCAUCAUAUGUAUAUGGUUGUAAAUUAUAUUUUUUUGUUUAAACCUGAUUUUAAUAAAAACAUCACAAGUC
Coccinella septempunctata (seven-spotted ladybird) is the source of this 2064-nucleotide messenger RNA. RefSeq names its product G2/mitotic-specific cyclin-B3. The coding region runs from base 142 to 1704 and encodes 520 amino acids. The transcript has 6 exons. Gene Ontology annotation, molecular function: cyclin-dependent protein serine/threonine kinase regulator activity. The record is from RefSeq and is a predicted model, not a curated record. Gene Ontology annotation, biological process: regulation of cyclin-dependent protein serine/threonine kinase activity; mitotic cell cycle phase transition. NCBI's taxonomy places the organism in Eukaryota, Metazoa, Arthropoda, Insecta, Coleoptera, Coccinellidae. Gene Ontology annotation, cellular component: centrosome; nucleus; cytoplasm.